UUGCUUCUGACACCGUUGAAAAUAGGCACGGUCAGAUGCAGAAAUGUAUAUGUGUUUGACAGAUACAUAUUGCUGUAAAGAUCCCAAGGGUUUUCGUAUAUGGCGCAUAUUACGAAAAUCCUGCGCCCAGGACUAAAACUAAGCGAACUUUAUGGCUUUUGUUGUGUUCCCAUCGGACACAUUUAUAUGUGACACAGUUCAGUUGUGCCGAUGGAGGACUCGAUGGCGGUGGUGUGUGACACGUUUGUUGAUACUUUUCACCGUUUGGGAUAUGUAUUCAAAUUACUGAAGGCACUCUAACCAUUUUCUUCGUCGUGCCCUCCAUCUAAACACCAUUCUGACAAAGGGAGAGGUUCCUUGGCCCAGCCAUGGCAGCACUGUCGGAAGAAGUGUUGCUUGUGGUAAAGAGGGUUCGGCAAAGGAAGCAAGAUGGAACCUUGUAUUUGAUGGCAGAGCGCAUCGCUUGGGGUCCUGAGGGCAAGGAUCGCUUUACCGUCAGCCACCUCUAUGCUGACAUCCGAUGUCAGAAAAUCAGCCCUGAUGGGAAAGCAAAGAUCCAGCUACAACUGGUUCUGCAUACUGGAGAGAGCACCACUUUUCACUUUGCCAAUGAGAGCAGCGCUCUUAAGGAUCGUGAGGCCUCAAAGGAACUGCUCCAGCAGUUGCUGCCUAAGUUCAAAAAGAAAGCCAAUAAGGAGCUCGAAGAGAAGAACAGGAUGCUGCAGGAAGACCCUGUUCUGUUCCAACUCUACAAGGACUUGGUUGUGAGUCAGGUGAUCAGUGCAGAGGAGUUCUGGACGAAUCGGUUGAGCAUGCCUUCGGUAGAGGGUUCUGUCGCCAACAAUAAGCAGGAAGUGGGGAUAUCGGCUGCUUUCCUGGCGGACAUUCGGCCACAAACAGAUGGCUGCAACGGUUUAAGAUACAACCUCACUGCGGACAUCAUUGAGUCUAUCUUUAGAACCUACCCUGCAGUGAAACAGAAGUAUGCCGAGAAUGUGCCUCACAACCUUACAGAGAAAGAGUUCUGGACGCGCUUCUUCCAGUCCCAUUACUUCCACAGGGAUCGCAUCAACACAGGCACACAGGACAUCUUCUCAGAGUGUGCCAAACAGGACGAGAAGGGCUUAAAAUCCAUGGUGGUUCAAGGUGUCAAGAACCCAAUGGUAGACCUUUUGUCCUUGGAGGAUAAGAGCUUAGAUGAGGGGUAUGGUACCAAAGUGGCUCCCUCCACCUCAAACAGUAAGCCCACAGUGAAGGAGAACAGCAACUCUGCCAUCAUCAAGCGCUUCAAUCACCACAGCUCCAUGGUCCUCGCUGCUGGGCUGAAGAAAGGGGAGGGUGCUAAUGACCAGACCAGUGAAACAAGCAGCACUGAUGGGAACUCCAGGGACUCCGACUUCUUCCAGCCGCCCAUUAAAAAGGUAAAACUGCAAGAGGCCAUUGAGUACGAGGACUUGCAGAGUGGUUCAGGACCCAGAACGGUUGCCCUAAACCUGAAAAAGUCUGACAGGUAUGCUCAUGGUCCAGUGCCACUGCAGUCUCACCAUUACACCACCACCCAGGACAUCAUCACGGCAGUCAACUGCAUCCAGCACGAGAUGGCCUGCUACAAACCUUGCCUUACACAGGUGAUGUCCAGUAACGCUGCUAGCUCUGCCAUCGCUGCCCUGUCACCAGGAGGAGUCCUUAUGCAAACCUCUACUCAGCAGACCAUGAACCAGCUGGUGCCUAGUGAUGUGCAGGGAGAGUUGAAACAGUUGUACACAGCUGCAGGAGAGCUUCUGAGGCACUUCUGGACCUGUUUCCCUGUCAACACACCCUUCUUAGAAGAGAAGGUGGUCAAGAUGAGGUCGAACUUGGAAAGAUUUCAGAUGGCGAAGCUCCGUCCUUUUCAAGAAAAAAUCCAACGGCAGUACUUGAGCACUAAUAUCACUGGGCACCUGGAGGACAUGCUGCAGGCUGCUUACAACAAGUUCCAUGCUUGGCAGACUCGGCGGAUGAUGCGAAAAACCUGAAGGACUCGUGGCACGUGGGCUGUAUUAUGUAAAGACCACUGGAGGACUUAGAAUGAUGGAGACGGAUGGUGGAUAGAGAGAGACUAUAGGAAGAGGAGAAGAUGGAGAGAAUGGGAUGGGAGGGUGGGGGCGGGG
Sardina pilchardus (European sardine) is the source of this 2150-nucleotide messenger RNA. It is a transcript of the gene gtf2h1, whose product is annotated as general transcription factor IIH, polypeptide 1. Gene Ontology annotation, biological process: transcription by RNA polymerase II; transcription by RNA polymerase I; nucleotide-excision repair. The transcript is spliced from 15 exons. Lineage: Eukaryota; Metazoa; Chordata; Actinopteri; Clupeiformes; Clupeidae. The coding region runs from base 369 to 2015 and encodes 548 amino acids. Gene Ontology annotation, cellular component: transcription factor TFIIH core complex; transcription factor TFIIH holo complex. The record is from RefSeq and is a predicted model, not a curated record.